AUGGCCCGCAAACAAUCCCUAGCCAAACCACUAACCGGCCCGGACAACCUUCCACAACAGACACUCGUCGUCGACAACGGCGCCCAUACCAUCAAAGCCGGCUUCUCCUCCACCUCUUUCGAUGACAGUGAACCAAAGCCGGAGGACUGCCAGGUCAUAGCGAACUGCAUCGCACGCUCUACGCGAGAUAAACGCACCUAUGUCGGCCCGGAACUACUGGACGAAUGUUGGGAUUUCGGUGAGCUGGCCUUUAGACGACCGGUGGAGAAAGGUUUCGUCGUGAACUGGGAGGGGGAGAAGGCGAUUUGGGAGAGGAGUUUUGUUGACGAGAGGGCGAAGUUGAAGUGCAAUCCGCACGAAACGAACCUCGUCCUCACCGAAUCACCAAACGCACCAGCAGCCCUCCAACGAAACGCGGACGAGAUGGUCUUCGAAGAGUUCGAAUUCGCCAGCUACUACCGCACCACCGCCCCUACACUAAACUCCUACGGCCCCUCACCCUUCCCAUCGACUUCCGACUCAGCACCAGGCGUACCGCUUGGGUGCCUCCUAGUCGUAGACGUAGGCCACUCCCACACAACCAUCACGCCCCUCUACCACGGCCGACCCUUCCACUCAGCGUGCCGCAGACUAGAGAUCGGUGGCAAAACUCUCACCAACCGGAUGAAAGAGGUUCUUUCCCGCACUGUGGAGGUGCAGAAGGAGGAUUGGAUUGUGCAGGAGAUCAAGGAAGACGUCGGCUUCAUCUCGCAAUCCUUCAGCUCGGAUCUGGAGCGGGUGUGGAAAGGCGGGCUCAAGGAUCCUCGCGAGAUUGACACGUCCAUUGUCGUGGACUAUGUCCUACCAGAUUAUGAAGCAGUCAAGCGCGGCUUCGCAAGGCCGCACGAUCCAACCAUCAGCCGGAAGCAGCGUGCUUUGGGUCUGGAUGGUGGACCGAGAGAGCACAUCGUUACGAUCGGCAACGAGCGGUUUACCGUGCCGGAGCUGCUGUUCACACCUUCAGACAUCGGGAUGCAGCAGGCAGGCUUGCCUGGAACGAUUCUGCAGUCCAUCUACAGCCUUCCAGAGAACCUCUGGCAGCUCUUCUUAGCGAACAUUCUGGUCGUCGGCGGAAGCAGCAAGUUUGCAGGUUUCACUGAGCGGCUGGAGUCUGAGCUGAGAAGCCGCGUGAGCGAAGACUACAUCGUCAGAGUCGCGCAAGCUAAAGAUCCACUAAAGAAUGUCUGGCUCGGCGGUGCCAGACUGGCACAGAAUGAAGCUGUGCUCAAGGAGCAUGUUGUUACGCGGCAGGAGUACCUUGAGCACGGCGACCUCUGGACGAGACGCAGAUUCGCCGGUAAAGUCGGGCGAUGA
Saxophila tyrrhenica is the source of this 1353-nucleotide messenger RNA. It is a transcript of the gene ARP6, whose product is annotated as Actin- protein 6. Bases 1 to 1353 code for a protein of 450 amino acids. Gene Ontology annotation, molecular function: nucleosome binding. The record is from RefSeq and is a predicted model, not a curated record. The transcript is spliced from 2 exons. Gene Ontology annotation, cellular component: Swr1 complex. NCBI's taxonomy places the organism in Eukaryota, Fungi, Ascomycota, Dothideomycetes, Mycosphaerellales, Extremaceae.